AUGGCAGCUCCAGGCUCCUCGGCUGAGUGCGGCUACAUCCGUACAGUCCUGGGCCAGCAGAUCCUAGGGCAGCUGGACAGCUCCAGCCUGGCCUUGCCCUCCGAGGCCAAGCUGAAGCUGGCGGGGAGCAGCGGCCAGGCGGUCAAGAGCCUGCGGAUCCAGGAGCAGGUGCAGCAGACCCUGGCCCGGAAGGGCCGCAGUUUCGUGGGCAACGGAAAUCUUCACCGAACUAGCAGUGUUCCUGAAUAUGUCUACAAUCUACACUUGGUUGAAAAUGAUUUUGCUGGGGGGCGUUCCCCUGUUACUAAAACCUAUGACAUGCUAAAGACAGGCACAGCUGCCACUUAUGAAGGCCGCUGGGGGAGGGGAACUCCGCAGUACAGCUCUCAGAAGUCAGUGGAAGAAAGGCUCUUGAGGCAGCCUCUGAGGAGAGUUGAGAUUUCCCCGGACAGCAGCCCUGAGCGGGCUCAGUACGCCCCUGUCAGCGAGUACCAGUACAGCCAGAGAAGCCAGGCCGGGCACACCUCGCGGCUGCAAGAGAGCAGGAGGUCCACGCUUCUCGUGCCGCCUCGCUACGCCCGCUCAGAAAUUGUGGGUUUCAGCCACUCCGGGGCGGUGGGCAGACAGCGCCACUACGACACGUACAGGCGCUACCAGUACCGGUCCGUGAACGACGCCGUCUUUGACGGCGCCCAGGUCCACCCGGUGCUGCUCACGUACCCCAGGCCUGGGACCAGCCACAGCCUGGGCAACCUCCUGGAGAAGGAGAGCUACGUGACUGAGGGGCCCGCCGCGGGGCAGGCCAGGCCGGCAUCCGUGCAGCCGGGCACGCAGGGCCGGGCGGCGCGGUCGUCCUGGCAUCAGAGCUCCUUCCACAGCACCCGCACGCUGAGGGAGGCCGAGUUCGGCGGGAGGAGGACCCACAGGACCGUGGGCCAAGUGGCAGCAGGAGGAAGUGGGAACGUGCUCGCAGAGAGAAGCGCUUUCACCGACGCCCAGGCUGGGAAUGCAGACACGGAGAUGACUCUGGAGCGAGCAGUGAGUAUGCUUGAGGCAGACCACACACCGCCAUCCAGGAUUUCUGCUGCAGCUACUUUCAUACAGCAUGAGUGCUUCCAGAAAUCUGAAGCGCGGAAAAGGGUUAAUCAGCUUCAUGGCAUCCCCAAGCUUCUACAGCUCCUCAAAAUUCAGAAUGAGGAUAUCCAACGAGCUGUGUGUGGGGCCUUGCGCAACUUGGUGUUUGAAGACAAUGACAACAAAAUGGAGGUCGCGGAACUCAGUGGAGUAUCUCGGCUGCUCCAGGUGCUGAAGCAAACCAGAGACUUGGAGACUAAGAAACAAAUAACAGGUUUGCUGUGGAAUUUGUCCUCUAAUGACAGACUUAAGAAUCUCAUGGUAACAGAAGCCUUGCUUAUCCUGACUGAGAAUAUCAUCAUCCCCUUUUCGGGGUGGCCAGAAGGAGACUACCCCAAAGCAAAUGGCUUGCUCGAUUUUGAUAUAUUCUACAAUGUCACAGGAUGCCUAAGAAACAUGAGUUCAGCUGGCCCUGAAGGGAGGAAAGUGAUGAGAAGGUGUGAUGGACUGAUUGACUCACUGGUCCAUUAUGUCAGAGGAACCAUUGCAGAUUACCAGCCAGAUGACAAGGCCACAGAGAACUGUGUGUGCAUUCUUCACAACCUCUCCUACCAGCUGGAGGCAGAGCUCCCAGAGAAAUAUUCCCAGAGUAUCUAUAUUCAAAGCCGGAAUAUCCAGGCUGACAACAACAAAAGUAUUGGUUGUUUUGGCAGUAGAAGCAGGAAAGUAAAAGAGCAAUACCAGGACAUGCCAAUGCCAGAGGAAAAGAGCAACCCCAAGGGCGUGGAGUGGCUGUGGCACUCCAUCGUGAUACGGAUGUAUUUGUCCUUGAUCGCCAAGAGUGUCCGAAACUACACUCAAGAAGCAUCUUUGGGAGCUCUCCAGAAUCUCACGGCAGGAAGUGGACCAAUGCCAAUAUCAGUAGCUCAGACAGUUGUCCAGAAAGAAAAUGGCCUUCAGCACAUACGAAAGAUGCUGCAUGUUGGUGAUCCAAGUGUGAAAAAGACUGCCGUCUCUCUGCUGAGGAAUUUGUCUCGGAAUCUUUCUCUGCAGAAUGAAAUUGCCAGAGAAACUCUACCUGAUUUGGUUUCCAUAAUUCCCAACACAGUCCCAAGUACUGAUCUUCUCAUUGAAACUACAGCCUCUGUCUGUUACACAUUGAACAAUAUAAUCCAGAAUAGUUACCAGAAUGCACGGGAUCUUCUGAACACUGGGGGCCUGCAGAAAAUUAUGGCCAUAAGCACAGGUGACACCUAUGCUUCCAACAAAGCAAGUAAAGCUGCUUCUGUUCUCCUAUAUUCUCUGUGGACCCACACAGAGCUCCAUAAUGCCUACAAGAAGGCUCAGUUUAAGAAGACAGAUUUUGUCAACAGCCAGACUGCCAAAGCCUACCACUCCCUGAAAGACUGAGGAACAUGAAAAAGUGCCCUCAGAAAUAUGAACCUCAUCAUUCUCAGUCACAAAAAGCCCCAAAGGAAAACACCUAUUUUUCUACUUCCCAGCCCAAGAAACUUCAAAAAAGCAUGUCCUAUUUCUAUCCUUUUCUAUUUUCAUGGUCCCCAGAAUCCAGAAAACAAAUAAUCAAAAUAUAAUUUUAUUAGUUUUCCAGAGGACAUUUGCAAGUUUGCCACCAGUAGAUACUGGCAACAGGCUCGAUUUUACCCUCUACAAAUAGUGGUCUUUUUGAUCAGGGCUGACGGUGUAUGUCCUAAUGGAAUCAAAAUGUGAAUUCAUGUGGAAUGGACGUUAACAGAAUAAAUAAGGAAGGAAGCUGCUGUAUUACUAGGAUUUUAAAAGUUUGAUUUACAUUUAUAUUCCUUUUCUGGUUUCCAUGUUUUGUCACUCACAUGCACGUUGCUUCACCAUUGAGCCAUGAGUGUAUUGCUCUGCAGUGUUGAAACAGAAUGGAAACAACAAGAAAUAUUUGUGGGGUUAUCCAGGCGAAAAUGUAAUGACAAAACUACUUGUUUGUUUACUUUGUGCUUGUUUUUAUCCUCUUGAUUUUUUUUCUCUGAUUUUCAACGAACUUAAGAAAUUUAGAUCACAGAACAUGCAUGACUAUAAGGAAAAGAAAUUGAAAGGAAGUGAUCAUAGCAAAUUUAAAAAUCUCUUCUACAGAGGCUUCCCUGGUGGCGCAGUGGUUGA
Molecule: messenger RNA, 3219 nt
Organism: Kogia breviceps (pygmy sperm whale)
Lineage: Eukaryota; Metazoa; Chordata; Mammalia; Artiodactyla; Physeteridae
Gene: PKP2
Product: plakophilin 2
Biological process (GO): desmosome organization; cell-cell adhesion; protein localization to plasma membrane
Cellular component (GO): adherens junction; intercalated disc; plasma membrane
Molecular function (GO): cadherin binding; molecular adaptor activity; alpha-catenin binding
Source: RefSeq, a predicted model, not a curated record